AAAACCCCACCCCCUCCGAGCUCAGAUUGGCUGCCGCUCUGGCAUUCCAGGCUCGUGUUGUUCCCAGACGUCACAUAUAAAUAACGCCGAUGUGAGACCGACGAGGUUAGCGGCUACUUUCUCUUCGCUCGUCGUCGCACUUCCACCGCCAGAUACAGACGGAAAUGGGAAAUCCCGUUCUUCCGGUCCUGUUCGGACUCUUCCUGGCUUUGGCCAACUCCUUCCCCACCCAGGAACGGGAAGAGGGGAAAAACUGGGUGGUGAUCGUGGCCGGUUCUGCUUCCUGGUACAACUACAGACAUCAGGCCGACGCGUGCCACGCCUACCAGAUCGUCCACAAGAACGGCAUCCCGGAUGAGCAGAUUGUGGUCAUGAUGAUGGACGACCUGGCAGACGCUGAUGAGAACCCCACCCCCGGCAUCCUGAUCAACAGGCCCAACGGUACCGACGUGUACAAGGGCGUGGUCAAGGACUACACUGCUGAAGCAGUGACUCCAGCCAACUUCCUGGCAGUGCUGCGGGGCGACGCCUCCAAAGUCAAAGGUGGUUCGGGCAAAGUGCUGAGGAGCGGCCCCAACGAUCACAUCUUUGUUUACUUCACUGAUCACGGCGCCCCUGGAAUUCUGGCUUUCCCCAUUGGAGAGCUGCACGUCAAAGACCUCCAGGAGACCCUCAAGUACAUGCACGACAAUAACAAGUACAAGAAGAUGGUGCUGUACAUUGAAGCAUGCGAGUCUGGAUCCAUGAUGAAGCACCUGCCUGAUGACAUUGAUGUUUACGCCACCACGGCCGCCAAUGCCCACGAGUCGUCGUACGCCUGCUACUACGACUCGGAGCGCGACACCUACCUGGGAGACUGGUACAGCGUCAACUGGAUGGAAGACUCCGACCAGGAGGACCCGUCCAAGGAAACUCUGCUCAGACAGUUCAAGGUCGUCAGGAGCCACACCAACACCAGCCACGUGCAGCAGUUUGGAAACAAAACUCUGGCCCACAUGAAGGUGGCGGCCUUUCAGGGCAGCCUCAAGACCGGCAAACCGCCCGGCGUCCCCCUGCCGCCCGUGGCCGACCUGGACCUGACACCGAGCCCCGACGUCCCUCUGGCCAUCCUCAAGAGGAAGCUGAUGGCCUCCAACGACAUCAGAGAGGCCAGGGGGCUGCUGGCGGAAAUAGAUGCUCACUUGAAGAUCAGGGAGAUUCUGGCCGCCACCAUGCGUCAGAUCGCUGUGGUGGUGACGGGCGACAGGGCGGAGGCGGAGGAGGUGGUGAAUGAGAGGCGGGAUCUGUCUGAGCAUGGGUGCUACCGGGCCGCCGUGGACCACUACAAGCACACCUGCUUCAACUGGAACAAAGCUGAGUACGAAUACGCUUUGCGACAUCUCUACGCCCUCCUCAACCUGUGCCAGAGAGGAUACACCGCUGACCGCAUCCAGAUGGCCAUGGACUCUGUGUGUCACUUCAGCAAGUAAGAAAAGAAAAGCCCAAAGCAUGAAAGCGGUGUGACGCUGGGAUACGGCCUGAACGCACUAUUAACAUUUGGACUUUUUGUCUUGUGAUGUCUUUUGAUUCUGCAGAGAUUCUGUGUUUUUAAGACUUUUAAGAUGAGUUGCACUUUUGAGUGGAAAGGGUCAGUGAAUGACGUUUUAAUGAUUGUCUACUUUUUAAGAGGAAUAUAUCUUUUGUUUUUUUAUGACUGUGAUUUGCUGUCAGCUUUAUGUGUGUGAUGACCGCCCUGACGUGAAUGUUUGCUUGUAAAAGUCACACAACAAAUACACUCACUGUUUACUGAAGCUCAUAAAGGCUCUUUCAAUCAAAUCUGACACACCAAA
Dunckerocampus dactyliophorus (ringed pipefish) is the source of this 1829-nucleotide messenger RNA. It is a transcript of the gene lgmn, whose product is annotated as legumain. The record is from RefSeq and is a predicted model, not a curated record. Gene Ontology annotation, molecular function: cysteine-type endopeptidase activity. The transcript is spliced from 14 exons. Bases 165 to 1469 code for a protein of 434 amino acids. Lineage: Eukaryota; Metazoa; Chordata; Actinopteri; Syngnathiformes; Syngnathidae. Gene Ontology annotation, biological process: vacuolar protein processing.